Molecule: messenger RNA, 4901 nt
Organism: Zootoca vivipara (common lizard)
Lineage: Eukaryota; Metazoa; Chordata; Lepidosauria; Squamata; Lacertidae
Gene: NIM1K
Product: NIM1 serine/threonine protein kinase
Biological process (GO): microtubule cytoskeleton organization; protein phosphorylation; intracellular signal transduction
Cellular component (GO): cytoplasm
Molecular function (GO): tau-protein kinase activity; ATP binding
Source: RefSeq, a predicted model, not a curated record
CUGGGGCUGCUGGGAGUUGAUGCUCAGGAACAUCUGGCAGGCCAAAGAUUCCUCGCCCUGGGUCUGGUGCAGGAACUGGUUAUGAUCUGUGGCCCUCCAGAUGUUGCUGGACUACAACUCUAAUUAUCCAUGGCCAUGCUACCAGUGGCUGGCGGGUGUUGUGGUCAGCAACAACUGGAGGGACACAGAUUAUAGCCACCUCUGGAAUAGGAGCGUAUUUUGGAAACAAGGCUUGAAAGAUGCCGUGGCGCAAGGCCACAGAAAUUGUAACUCGGUAGGUAAGCGUCGGGGAAAUAGGGACCCUAAGAUAGUUAAGAAGUUAAGCAAGCACAGCUGAAAGAUUUCUAGGGCCAGGCUCUGUACACCUCUGGAUCUCACGAAGAAGCGACUGAGCUGCUGAAAGGAUUAUUUAAUGGGUUAUGUAAAGCUAUUUCCCUGCCCUUGUGAAAGGGAAGAGAGCACAGCAGCUCUGUUCCUCCAGCAGACGCUUGCUGAUAUGGGCUGGGGGAUGCUGAUGAUCCACAGAUAGCCUUGCAACCUCUUGAUGCCUGGUUAAGAGGAGGAAUCAGGAGAGAGUGAGCACGUUCCCUGAUUACUUGGAGUAGUGCUAAUGUGCAGAAUGCAAUUGAUAAUUCCUAAAACAGCAGAGGGAGAAAGCAACUGCUCAGCGGGAACGCUUGGAACCACUAAGCAAAGGCUUUAACUGGUUUUUAUUCUUUUGCACCUCCCUCCUCUUAGGAGCACAUUACAUCUUUGAGAAGCCUCAAGCCUUCAAAGAAGGAGGGGUUGAAGUGACUGCGGUUCGUUAAUCCUUCGCUGUGACUUCCGUGCUACUGAAGAUAGGGUGGUGUUUUCAUCGCCUGUCUUCCUUUUCUGCCAGCGUACAGCCUUUGCCUUCAACCUCCAGUGCCAGCCUUCUACCAACAAUGGCAAAGCCAAAGAGCACAGGUGUGUCAUUUGCAGCAGGGAUCCGAGGAAGCGCCCCGACACUUCAAAGCCAGACCAGAAGUGUUGCUGGCUAAAUAAUGUAGCGAUGAAAGAAUUGCAGCUUUCGGCUCUUGAACUGGGACCUGAAUCAAGGAGGGAGGAUCUGAUCAUCUCCUGCCUGAUGAGGUCAGCUGUUCAAAGGGACCUGGACAUAUUCAAAAGAACAGCAGCAGACGCUGAGUCAAGCACUUUGUUUGUAUGCCUGGACAGAGUGUGAGAGAAAAGGAUGCCCUUGCAUUUUGCACAGCCCUCCUUGCUUUUGUGAUGUAGAGUUUACACCUUUAAUUGCAAAUCUUUCAUUAAGCCUGCAGAUUGUGACCCUUCGGGACCCUCGUUGAAGUGGCUGCUUAAAUGUGGAUACAAGCUGGGUCUUCGGUUCCUAAGUUUUAUUUGGAGGAAACGGAGUGAUGCAUUUGCUGGAAGAUAACGCAGCGAGUCAAACUUAGUGCUGAGCCCGAUGUCUUGGGGCUCUCUCUAUCUUUUUGUUUUAAAUGGUCACGGGCUCUGUCAUGUCUGCAUCCGUGUCGCCGAGGUCUUCCUGCAGAGCAGCUCACUAAAGGAGAUGGAUACGUGAUCGCCCCCUGGACUAUGACCACAGGAUAUGCGAAUGGCGGUCUAGGGAGCCACCGAUAUGUUAGAUGGAAUCGGGAAGACAGUGCGGAGGACUAUACAAAGAGCGAGGUCUACGCAGAGGACGAGCAGGGCAGGCAGCGCCGGUUGACGCCUUUGGAGAAACUGACUCUGGAUAUGUCCCAGGAUGAAAAGGUGGUUAAAGAGUUAACUCUGGGGAAGAGGAUUGGGUUUUACCGCAUCAGAGGGGAAAUAGGGAGUGGGAACUUCUCCCAAGUGAAGCUUGGAAUCCAUGCUCUGACCAAAGAAAAGGUAGCCAUUAAGAUUUUGGACAAGACGAAAUUAGACCAGAAGACGCAGAGAUUACUCUCCCGUGAGAUUUCCAGCAUGGAGAAGCUGCAGCACCCAAACAUCAUCAGGCUUUAUGAGGUCAUGGAAACACUCUCCAAGCUGCACCUGGUGAUGGAAUAUGCCAGUGGAGGGGAGCUAUUUGCGAAAAUCACGACGGAGGGGAAAUUAUUGGAAGUGGAGAGUAAGCACAUCUUCUCUCAGAUUGUGUCUGCUCUUAAACACAUGCAUGAGAGCAACAUAAUUCACCGGGACCUGAAAGCUGAAAACGUAUUUUACACCAGUAACACCUGUGUGAAAGUGGGGGAUUUUGGAUUCAGCACGAUAAGUAAGAAAGAGGAAACACUGAACACUUUCUGCGGCUCCCCUCCUUACGCUGCCCCAGAGCUCUUCAGGGACGAAAGCUACGUUGGGGCAUAUGUGGAUAUCUGGGCACUUGGAAUUCUUCUGUAUUUUAUGACGACUGGGAUGAUGCCCUUUCGAGCAGACACAGUGGGCAAACUAAAGAAGACUAUUCUCGAGGGGAUGUAUGUCCUGCCGCCGUUCCUCUCGGAACCUUGCCAGAAGCUGAUUCGGGGAAUCCUGCAGCCAGUACCGUCAGAACGCUAUUCCAUUGAGUACAUUAUGAACAGCGAAUGGAUGAAAGGAGUGGAGUAUCCGAAGCCCCUGGAACCUUUCAAACUGGAUCCAAAGUACUUGUCGGGGAGUGGAACACUCGGAGAGGAAGACGCCGAAGUGAAAAAAAUCUUGAACAAUUUGGGGGUCACAGAGGAGCAUAUUCAGAAUAACCACAGGAGAGAUUCCCAAAGCUCAGUAACUGGGAUCUACCGAAUUAUUUUGCACAGGGUGCAAAAGAAAAGGGCCGUGGAAGCGGUUCAUAUAAUCAGCCAACCAGAAUUCAGGAAGCAAGAGUCGAAGAAAGAGCAGUCUACCUAUCGCGGCCUCAAACACUCAUCUAAGCUCUGUUUGAUUUUAUAAAAAAUGCAGCUGUCUUGGUGUUUGGCAAACUUUGCCGACACCUCUUUGUCUGCUACGAGUCAGCUCUUGUUCUUAGCGUUUUUGUAAUUUUGAAUUUAAAAAAUAAAAAAUGAUGCCUUAAAAUUCCUCAUGUAAGAUACAUAUCCAAAAGUAAACUAGUAAAGUAUAUUAUUUGAGGGCUGUUGAGUUUUUAAGCUCAGCUGCAAGGAAUUGGCCUGUAAAAUCAGGAUAAAUGAUAACUGUGCAGUGCAAUUCCAUUAUAUGUUUAAAGUCACAUUGUACUUAGUGGGGGUUUAUUCCCACUCCCAAGUAGAUGAACAAUUUUAAGUAUAGUUAUCAUGCAGCAAGUCCCAGUGGGACUUCUGAGUAAACAUGCUUAGAAUUGUGGCUCAGGCUGCUGUCUGGAACUAACACUGCAUUUCACUUGGGUGAGUUUAGACAGCAUGUUAAGGUCUGUUAAUAUAGGUGAACUCUUGCUUCCAGCCCUGCCUCACAUGCAUUGAGGAGUGUGGGAAUCCUUUGGAAGGUCUCCCUAGUUAUGUUCGGAUUAUAAGUAAUGAUAAUAGUUAACACUAUUAUUAAAUUUAUUACCUGCCCUUCACUAGCAGGUCCCAGGAUAAGUUACAACUCUUUAAAUUUCAGCAUUAAUAACAGUUAAAGCAAUUUUCUGUCACAGGAAGAGGGCAGGUCCUGAAAAUACACAUCUGCAGGCACUUACUGAAUAGCACUCAUAAAUAUUUUACCCACUGUUUUUCUCCUCCUCCCAUGUGUGUAACAUUGUGAUCUUUGCUUUUGCUUUUUUAAGGUUCAGCAAUGACUCCUAAAGAGAAAUUGUACAAUUAUAGAGUUGGAAGGGACAUCUAAGUCCAACCCCCCUGCAGUGCAGGAAAUAUUGAGGUUCACCCUGUUCCCUUCUAACUCCAGCAGGGUAAGUCUUGAAUGUGGAGGCCACUGACAACUCAUCUGCUUAAUCAGAUCUGCCCUCUGGGCAGCCACAGUUCAUCCUCCUUGGUUUGGAUACAAAGCAUAACUACACCAACAUGGGCAGUUCAGAUAGCUCAGUGUUUAUUUUGCAAGGCAUCUGCUUCAUUGCGUUUGAGGUUUAUAAAUGUUAGAUUUGGUGCUGUGUUCUUAGCCUGUCCAUUGCCUGCAAUGGACUUGAUACAUAGCCAGCCUGUGAACAAAACCAAGCUUGGGAUCCUCUCCUUUGUUUUUAUAUAGCCACAGCACUUAGCACAAAUGGAGAAAAAAGUGGUGUAAAUCAAACUGUUUUUUUCCCAACAAGCCAUAUCAAACCCAAGUAAUUUGCUUAAAACAAACAAACUACAGAGCCCCAGAACACUGCAUCUUGUAACUUAGCAUAGUAUGCAUUAGUUCAGAAGUAUUCCAAAGCAAAAUAAAAACAGGACAAAUUGUGUAAGUUUAGUGUAAACACAAUGUAUUUUACAAGCCAGGAGCUGACUUUCCCUUUGCUUCCAGUUCAUCUAGGCCCACCCAAUAUACUUGCAAUGGCCAAAGCACUUACACUACAGCAAGUGUAUGAUUAUAAUAAACAGGACCGUUCUAGAGCAGAACAACUUGCAGGCCAAAGGCAACCCCUCACAAGCCCUGUAUAUGCCCAGCCAGGUUCUCAACACAUACCGUUUUUCCCCAAGUCUCUGGCAGGCAGCCAACACUGGUCAAUUUUAGCAAGCGCCCGGCAAGCCAUCAUACAUAGCUGGUGAGCAGUGUUCCACUCAAUGGGUCACAAGUUGUGCAUGCCUAUUCUAAGGUAAGUGCUUUGAGGAUUGCAGCCUUUUGAGUAUUCCUUGCAGAAGUGAAAUGGAGUUUUAAAUAUGCUUGGAAUAUGAAGCUAUUUAUACAUGACCUCAGAGCUACAGCUUGCAGAACAACCCCACCACACACCUAAAACAAUCGCAAGGAGCAAAAAGUUCAGGAUCAAAUCACGGCUCUUGGGCUGAGCUUUUGACAAGCUCUUUGCAUUUUUGUAGAAGCAGAGUAUGGCGAAGCCUGCUCUU